AUCACCUCUGACGUCACAAGCGGUCAUGUACGUGAGGGAAAGAUGGCGGCGGUUCGGAGUAAUCGGACAAGUACCUUAGAUAUUAUAUGGAGGUAUCUUUUGAUAUUGUUGAAUCUACAACAAGUAGUGGAUUCAUUAUGGUGUUUCUGCAAUCCUUGUGCAGGAACAGUCGUCAACAAUUCUUGCCUUGCAAAAGAAGGAAGCAAAUGUUUCACUGCAAUAGAAGAAAAAAUGGAAAACAAUAUAGCAGUUGAUGUUUGGAGUUUUGGAUGUUUGCCUCCACAUGAAAGCACUGUCCUUCAGUGUAAAGGGGAUUUGGUUCCUCAUGUUACCCCUCAGACUGUAGCAUGUUGUGAUGGGGAAGAUUACUGCAAUAGAGAUUUGAAGCCCACAUUCAUAGAACGGAGUACAACUCCAAUUCCUGGUCCUCAAACUGAUACCAACUUUAACAAUACCUGCAAAAUUGUUGUUGCAGUUUCACUAUUAUUUUGUGUAAUAUUGUUAAUUAUAGCAAUGCACUGGGGUCAUCAAAGUUCAUGGCUACAACCAAACUCAGUCACACAUUCUUUGUGUCCAUAUGCACCCCUAUUGAUACAAGUUGGAGAUAUGAAAAUAAAAAAAUAUUAUAAAUGUGAAUUGGUAAAAUAUUUAGAAUCUCAGGUUCAGCGCACAAUAGCUAAGCAAAUAUAUUUGAUUAAGAGUAUAGGAAAAGGUCGGUAUGGUGAGGUGUGGAAAGGCAAGUGGAGAGGGGAAAAUGUUGCAGUGAAGAUAUUUUUUACCACAGAAGAAGAUAGUUGGUUCAGAGAAACUGAACUUUACCAAACAGUGCUGCUUAGACAUGAUAAUAUAUUAGGAUUUCUAGCUGCUGAUAUCAAAGGUACACAGCUAUAUCUCAUAACAGACUACCAUGAUCAUGGGUCACUAUAUGAUUUCCUUAGGGCAAACACAUUGAAUGCUGUUGAUAUGAUGCGCUUAGCUCACUCAACAGUAGCAGGUCUUGCAUUCCUUCAUGCAGAAAUAUAUGGAGCAAAAGGUAAACCUGCAUUAGCUCAUCGAGACAUAAAAAGUAAGAAUAUUUUGGUGAAGAAAAACCUAACAUGUUGUAUAGCAGAUCUUGGACUUUGUGUCAAAUAUAUUAGUGAAACUAAUGAAGUGGAUAUUGCACCUAAUUCUCGACAGGGCACCAAAUUGUAUAUGAGCCCAGAAAUAUUGGAUGAUACUAUAAAUAGGAAACAUUUUGAAUCAUUCAAACAGGCAGAUGUGUAUGCUCUUGGUUUAGUUCUAUGGGAAAUUGCACGUCGGUGUGUUCAUAAAGGAAUUGUUGAAGAUGCUCAGCUUCCAUAUUAUGAUUACCUCUCACCUGAUCCCAGCUAUGAAGAUCUUAAAAGGGUUGUGUGUAUUGAGAAAAAACGGCCUCCUAUUCCUAAUCGCUGGGUCAGUGAUCAUGUGAGUACUCGUUUCUGUUUCUCUGUAUGUAUGUACGUAUGAUCAACAACAUUUAACACCUGUUUUCCGUGUGUUAUGGUUAGACAGGAUCCAGUUAACUGGAAGAACUACAUCAGGCUAUAAUGUCUUUUUCAGCAUGGUUUCUAUUGUUGGAAGCCCUUACUAAUGCCAACCACUUUACAGAGUAUAUGGUGUGAUUUUUUCCAUGACACCAGCACUAGUUAAGUUGUCAAAUAACUUGCUAAACAAAGAAAGAAAACCUCUUGACUAAAUGAGAUUGUACUAGAGUAGGAGGUGGCUUUAUUCCAGAUGUAGAGAGUCUAAAGUAUAAUAGAGGGAUGCG
Molecule: messenger RNA, 1789 nt
Organism: Octopus bimaculoides (California two-spot octopus)
Lineage: Eukaryota; Metazoa; Mollusca; Cephalopoda; Octopoda; Octopodidae
Product: bone morphogenetic protein receptor type-1B
Biological process (GO): protein phosphorylation; cellular response to growth factor stimulus; cell surface receptor protein serine/threonine kinase signaling pathway
Cellular component (GO): plasma membrane; signaling receptor complex
Molecular function (GO): ATP binding; transmembrane receptor protein serine/threonine kinase activity
Source: RefSeq, a predicted model, not a curated record